AUGAAGGGAUACCUCUCUUUUGAACAAGUUGUGGCUAUGCCUAAAUAUUCCAUCAAACUGGCUUACAACAGUUUGCUUCCUGUAAAUGCCAGACAGCCAUGGGCAACUGUUAUUUGGGAUAGGUUGGGGGUUCCAAAACACAGAUUUAUCACUUGGUUGGCUAUGCUGGAUAGAAUUAACACCAAGGAGAAACUGAUGAAAAUAGGUGUUACUGAUGAUAAUCUCUGUCUCUUGUGUGGGACAGCAGUGGAAAAUCAGAACCACCUGUUCUUUAGAUGUGAAUACAGCUCCAAAUGUUGGGAUAAUGUAUCUAAAUGGCUUGGUAUAGCUCCAGCUAUCUCUGAUCUUCACAGAUUGAUUCAUUGGGUUCAAAAAAGGAAAAUUUCAAAAUUCAGAAAGGGAGUGACUAUCACUGGUAUACUUUGUACAGUUUACCAUAUAUGGAAGGAAAGGAAUAAUGCACUCUGGAAUGCACAGAUUAGAAGAGUAGACAAGGUGUGUGAUACCAUACAGAAAACUAUACAUAAUAGGAUUUCUACUGUCUUACCUAGGGUUGUUAGCACUAGGGAUCAUAGCUGGUUUUUAGCCCUGGUCACAUGGUAG
Messenger RNA from Spinacia oleracea (spinach), 603 nucleotides. RefSeq lists its product as uncharacterized. NCBI's taxonomy places the organism in Eukaryota, Viridiplantae, Streptophyta, Magnoliopsida, Caryophyllales, Amaranthaceae. The record is from RefSeq and is a predicted model, not a curated record. Bases 1 to 603 code for a protein of 200 amino acids. The transcript has a single exon.